Mercenaria mercenaria is the source of this 2188-nucleotide messenger RNA. RefSeq lists its product as uncharacterized. The record is from RefSeq and is a predicted model, not a curated record. The transcript is spliced from 7 exons. Gene Ontology annotation, molecular function: oxidoreductase activity. NCBI's taxonomy places the organism in Eukaryota, Metazoa, Mollusca, Bivalvia, Venerida, Veneridae. Bases 154 to 1263 code for a protein of 369 amino acids.
GAUGAUGAUCUUACAUAUAAGAUCAGCACCCGCUGGCCGAAUUUGUUCAAAACUCAAAAAGUGUCGUUCAUAUCAGACGUGCGUACGGAUAAAGCAAAAUAUUGUGAUAUUUUCUAUUGUGUGUUACUAGGAUUAAAAUACAAAGAAGCGAAAAUGUUGGACAACGAAGUAAACAAGAAUGAGCAGGUACAGGUUGCGAGAAGAGUGAUGUUGGGCAACGUUUCCGAGGGAAUAUCCUCGCUGUCCGCUAUGCCCUUGGAGAGCAGUUCAGUCAUGUCCGAAAUGCCAAGGUGUCCUAAAGGAGGGGUAAUUGUCAAGGUGUGCUAUGCUGGUAUUUGUUAUUCUGAGGGUUACGUCAGAAAAAGUCAAUUCAGACCGGCUCUUCCAGGUAUUGAAAUAGCUGGUGUUGUAAAUGACGUUUGCAAUACAUUACCCAAUUCCAACAUAAUUCCUGGUGACAAAGUUAUCAUAUUCCCAGACGAAGACAUGAGAAAUGACGGAUUCCGGGAAUUCAUUGCAGUUGAGGAUACAGAGAACAUUGUGCAGAUUCCAAGCAGUAUUCCGCUAGAGGUCGCUUCCAUGCUUCCCGGCAGUGCACUCUCUGCCUACAAUGCUGUUUUAAAGGCACAGCCACAUGUUGAAAAACUACAAAAAGUCAAAUCCUGUGUAAACGUCCUUGUGGUCGGAGCUGGAAGUUUAGGUCUGUGGACAUUGAGAUUAGCCAAUUACCUCAUCGGACAAGAAAACAGCAACAUCAGACUGUUUGUGGCAGACAAUAGUAUUGAUAAAUUGAUCACUGCACAGGAGCAUGAUUGUCACGACAUCAUUCACUGGUGCGAGGAAGACCACGAGCAAUACAUCAUUGAACGAACCCUGGACGCAUGCAGAGGAGGCGUGGAUGUUGUCGUGGAUUUUGUCAGCUCUCCAAGAACAAUGAUGAGGUCACUGAAAUGUCUAAACAGAGAGGGGUUGAUCUUGGUUGGAGGCAACGCUAUGGCAGAGGUGUCAAUUAACUUGAACACAUUGGCCGCCAAACAACAGAGUAUUGUUGGAAUCCCAAGAGGCACAGUAGAACAGCUUCGAUUUCUUGUCGAGACAGUUGCAGACAAAAAGAUUGAACCACCAAGUUUCUCGGUCCAUAAUGUUGAGGAAACUGGUCAGGUGCUAGAGGAAUUGUACGAGUGCAGGCUGACAGGCAGAGCUGUUCUGAGAUUCAACUACGACAAUACAACAUCUGGAACAGCUGACAUCACGGACAACUAGUCCAAGCGCAUAAAUACAUUAACAGUUAGUGAAAUUAGUUUUCGCGACGACUUUUUUGUCAACGCAAACAUAAAUCCCACUGGCAUUUACUCGCACUGAUCUCAGGAUUGUAUGGGCGGUGUACGGGGUUUAUUGCGGUCAGUAUUCCAAAGAUUUAGAUCUGACGAGCUGCUGUGCUAAGCGACAAUUACUGCAGAAUUUGUUGCUAAGCUACGGUUGAUACAGACGCAAGGCUUUGGUUUCCAUAGUCAGGCACAUGGUGCUAAUACUGGACAGAGAUUUGGACUCUGUAGAGAAUACAAGAGAUUAAAAGAUAUGUCUUUGAUAUAUUUAACCAACGACUUUUAGAUAUGACGAGACCAGUUUCGUUCACCAGAUAUAUACAGUUUAUUCCAUCAUAUAGAAACAUUAGAACAGACAAAUCAACAUCUGAUUCUCAUCUACCUAACAUUUAUAAAUUUAGUAUCGUAAGAACAAAAACAAAUUUUAUAUGGUUUAGGCUUCUGAAGGUGUUAUGUCGAGACUCUUGAAAAAAAAAAGAUAAAAUGUGAUUGCAGUUAUGGCUUGGCCAUUGUGGAAUUUGUGUAUAGAAUGUGCUUAAAAACUAUUUGGUGCAAAAAAUGAAUAAAAUCUCAUUCUUAAAUAGUUACAUGUAAGUGUAGAAGUCGUGUCUGUUCAUUUACAAAUUUAUUUUGUAUAAAUUCCAUUUUUACUGUGAUUCAUAUUAUGAUGUUUGUUUUAUUGCAUGAUUUUAACAUAAAAUGUUGUUGAAUGUUUGUGCGGCAAAGUGCUAAGUUUGAAAGUAUGUUUUUAUUGACUAGUUUAAUGUUAACUAUUGAAAAGUGUUCAGAUUCUUUGUAAUUUAUAUGAUAAAAGUUAAAAAAUAUGUUCAAGAAAAAUUAUUAAAAUGUUCUGAAAAGAUCAA